This is a messenger RNA of Guillardia theta CCMP2712, 3051 nucleotides long. RefSeq lists its product as hypothetical. Lineage: Eukaryota; Cryptophyceae; Pyrenomonadales; Geminigeraceae. The transcript has 25 exons. Gene Ontology annotation, molecular function: protein binding. The record is from RefSeq and is a predicted model, not a curated record. Bases 1 to 3051 code for a protein of 1016 amino acids.
AUGGCGGCGAGUCCAGACCUCUCGUCCAUGCGGUCAGGCUGCAUGCCUGAGCCCCUGCAGACAGCUCAAGCUCUGUACAACUACGAGGCGGUGGAAGAUGACGAGCUCUCCUUCGCACGAGGAGACAAGAUGAUCCUAUACAGCAGCCCAGAAGAAGGCUGGUAUGAGUGCGAGCUUAAAGGACAGAUAGGUUUGGUGCCUGCCAAUUAUGUCCGCUUGAUCUUCCCCGAACAACAGCUGCGACUUGCACAGACCAGCGGUUACUUGCAAAACUCUCCACAACCUUUCUCUGCUGCUGGCAGGCUCAGCGCCGAACUCUAUGGUCAAGGGUCGUCCAGGAACGGGACACCAUUGCUGGGGCCUUCUCUUGCUACUCCGAAGCUCGGUCCUCGAUGGAGCUCGAAUGAUGUGCUGACGGAGAACGACAAGGUGCUGAACGAGGAGAGCGGAGUUAAGAACGUUCAUGAGCGUCUGUAUGAAGAAGGAAUCAUCUUGAUCAAGAAACAACAAGUCAAGCAGGAGAUGUCGAAACAAGCUGAGGGCAUGCAAACCAAGAAUGUCAAACCUCAUCUGAAUCAAAAGUCCAUGCAGCUAGCCUCAAGGAGGAAGCCUGACAAAGGAAGGAAUUAUGGGGAAUUCUUAUAUCAGGAAGGUCAGCUCAAGAAAUAUCAGAAAGCAGAAUACAUGAACAUGCUGAAGAGAGAAGAAGAAGCCAAGGAAGACAUCGAAAACACCUUCACACCGCGGAUUUCGCAGUCGAGCAAAACGUUGAGGCGGGACAUGCCUGUGGUUGAACGACUGCUCAUGCUAGAGCAAAUAAAGCAAGAGAGACUAGAGAGGCUGAAGAGAACCCGAGAGCAGGAGGAGAGCCGGGAGCUGAUAUUCUCCCCUCGCAUAACAGACUACGAAGUGAAGGAAGAAAAGAAGACGGAGCUGUAUGGAAAGGACGCGCAGAGACAGCGAGACUUUCAGAAGCAUCUGCUGCAGGAGAAGUUGAAGAGGGACCUCGGGCUCACUCACACUCCCCGCCUGUGCGAGAGAUCCAGGAGGAUCGCUAGGAGAUCUGAGGGCGAGGAGGUGUGGGAGCGACUGCACAAGGACGCAGAACGCAGGGAGAUGAAGUUCAGCAACAUGACAAGAAGUCCGACUUCACAGAUUCCGGGACUGGACCUGGCUGGGAUAGAGAAACACAUGAAAGAAGGAGGGAGGAGGUCCAACAGGGACGUGAGCGAUCUGUCGUGCGGGAGCCAGUCGUCACGGGGGGUCGUGAUCAGAGACGCCUCUUUCACGUCCCAGCAGAGUGCAGCUUGCCACUCGCUCUACGAGAAGGCAGAGAAACGACGGACGAUGCUGCAGGAGCUGGAGAGACAGAGAGACGAAGAGGAGCAGAGCCUGAGGAGGCACUCCAAGAUAACUCCCAAGUCGGAGGAGCUGAGUGCUCACAGGAAGAAGAAAGACUACAUGUCAGCUAUCGAGAGGUUUGGGUUCGUGACGAACCUGAACAACGAGUCAGCCGUCAACUUCCUUUCUUUCUCUCGUGGUUUCCAUCGUGUUUUCGAGCACAGCAACUCACGGGUCUACCUGUUUGUGUGCUCCAAUCAGAGCUUGAGGGAGAAGACCUUGAAACAAGUGUGGGCGGAGGUGCUGCAAAUGUCCAAAGUCACGAAAGAAAAAGAUCCGGAGAUGCUGACCGUUCCUCUGGAGAUCUUUACAGAAACCCUCGUGUCAUGCAGAGAGAAUCAUUGCAUCGAGUCGCUCGAGAAUGAGGACAAGAAGAAUGUGCUUCGAAUCUUGUCGGACAUGGCAAGGAUUAUCUUCCUGGACCGGCUGUCCAGCAACAAGCCUUCACACCAGAUUCGAAGUGAGAGGGCUGGCUUUGAAAAGAGGCUGAAGCAGUUGCAACUGGAAGCCGCGCAAGAGUUUCGGAAGAUAGUGAGGGAGUUGGGAGGAAAGCUCAACGACUCGGAGUGUGACCUGCUCUUCGAGUAUUACGACCAAGAGAACCGGACCCUGAGGCUCACUGACUUUGUGUUGAACUCCUCGGGUAUCUUGACCUCUCGCAAGAUCGCAAUGGAGCGAUGGCUGAAGAGGUACGACAUCAACAACAUGGGAGCCAUCUCCAUCAUACAACUGGGUCUGCAUGACUCAAUCUCACUCGCCACAAAGAAGCGAAUUCAGAUCUUCGAUGGAGUCAUAGACAGGAUACAAGAGGUCAACAUGCGACUGCAGAGCAUCAAAGAAAAGUUCCGCCACACCUUUGAAGAAGAGCUCCAGGAAGGACUGUCAAGCCCUCCUGCAGCCAAGGCAAACUCGGAGGGAGGUCUUGACGGCAGUUUGAAUCAGAUCCCCCGGCACGAGAUCCUCCAUCAGUUGUCUCGAAAGAAGUUCGAGAAGAUGUUUGCAGCUCGACAGAAGCAGGACGAGAAGGAGAUGGAGCACUGCACUUUCCGGCCUGUUGUCAACCCCACCAGGUCGCAUACCCGCAAGUCGAACUCGGACACCACGAGCGUAGAAGACAGAUUGUUCUAUGGAUCAUCGCACAAGAAGAAGUGUGAGAACACAAAGACCUGGGAGGAAAGAGAGCUUGAACUUUGCACAUUCCGACCUACGCUGGUGAGCAAAUCUCCGAAAGUUUCAGGCAACAAGGACUCGUCGGUCAAGCCCAGAGAGGACGCGAGCAAGAGACACGUCGACAGAGUGCGAAGAGGGGAAGAGCCUGAAGCAAACAUCACUGCCAAGAGUUUGAGCCCCCCGAGCCAGGAAGCAAGACCUCCCAUGCUUCUGACUGAGAUCCGAAAGAAUUUCGUCAACCCGCCCUUGUUCUGCCUGGAUGUUGACCUUGGCAACGGCAAGAUGCAGAGGCUGGAAGUCCACAAGGGCGAUGACGUGGCACACCUUGUGGGAUCGUUCUGCAGGCACUAUAACCUUGACGACAAGUGCUGCCAGAACCUCCAGGCCCUCAUCGACGAGCAGCUUGUAUGUAUCGACUUGCACGGCUACACCUCUCCGAGCGAGACCAGCGUGCUGGAAAGCGACGACUCUUCUAUCUGA